GAAAUAUUACAAGAACAGUUCUUGAAUACAUAUUGAUUAUCCCAGUUUCCAAAUAAUGUCGAAUUUCUGCACGUGAAGACAUCUUGUACUGGUUGUUUGAAGUUUACCGGCUCGGUCUCGUGCAGUUAGUUACAUUGUAGCUAACUGCACCUUCACAGAGGAUGUCUCGCGCACUCGGCAACAAAGUUUCCAAAAAUUAGUUUUUAUUUACACAGUAGGAGCCCUGACGUCACAUGGGGGGGUCGCAGAAGCUUACGCCCCGAAAAAUAAUAACACACACCUCCGUGGCACAAGCAAGUGCCUUCCCCACCCGGAGGGGGGUUUCUAGUCCCAAAUAUGCGUGCUUGCUUGGAAUAUAGCUUGAUGUGUGUUUGAAUCGUAACGAGGAGGGGGUUUAAAAAAAACAAGGCGCUUCUUCCUCGCAUUGCGCGUCAUUCAAACAGGACUCAGUGUACUGCUUUUUCCUCUCUGUUGCAUUAGUAAUAACAGCAGCGUUGACGAGAGACAGCAGGAGGAGAGGAAAGUGUGUGUGUCUCCCGACAGCGGUGCCCAACAGAGGAAUACUGAGCUUUUUUUGGCUGGCUAUUUACACCGCCGCUUCUUGUCUUGUUUGCUUUACGCUCCGCGUUAUGCUGAACUCGGACAGUCACGUGCGAACAUCGCCGCUAGUCUAGAGAGAAGGAAGACGACGACUUAUCACCUGGUGCGUCCUUUUGACUUUUACCCGACAGGGAACUAUUCCUGACAUUUUUUUUUUUUUUGUGUGUGUGUGAGCCGACAUCGUCGGACUCCCAACCCACCCUGCGAAGGACGUCAACGACAGCAAGUUUUCUCCCUUAGGGAUGAAAUAUGCGCUCUCUGCAUCCGUAGAAAGAAGAAGACAACACACAGUGUGAGGUGAAAAGUGGUUUUAAAUCAUGAUGAUGCAGGAGUCGGCCACAGAGACAAUAAGCAACAGUUCAAUGAGUCAAAAUGGAAUGAGCACCCUAAGCAGCAGCCAAUUAGAGGCUGGCAGUAGAGAUGGGAGAUCAAGCGCUGGUGACACAAGCAGCGAAGUAAGCACAGUCGAGCUGCUGCAUCUGCAACAACAGCAGGCACUACAAGCAGCGAGGCAAUUACUCUUGCAGCAGCCAGGCAGUGGCCUGAAAUCUCCAAAGAGCCAGGACAAGCAGCGUCCACUGCAGGUUCCAGUGUCAGUGGCCAUGAUGAGUCCCCAAGUGAUCACGCCACAACAGAUGCAGCAGAUCCUCCAGCAGCAGGUUCUUUCCCCACAGCAGCUCCAGGCUUUGCUCCAGCAGCAGCAGGCAGUGAUGCUGCAGCAGCAACACCUGCAGGAGUUUUAUAAGAAACAGCAGGAGCAGCUUCAUCUGCAGCUUCUCCAGCAACAGCAUCCCGGCAAGCAGGCUAAAGAGCAACAGCAGCAGCAGCAGCAGCAGCAGCAGCUGGCUGCCCAGCAGCUCGUCUUCCAGCAGCAGCUUCUGCAGAUGCAGCAGCUCCAGCAGCAGCAGCACCUGCUCAACAUGCAGAGACAGGGCCUGCUCUCGCUGCCUGGGCCUGCUCCAGGCCAGGCCGCCCUCCCCGGACAGACCAUGCCCCCACCAGGUGGCUUGAGCCCCGCGGAGCUCCAGCAGCUGUGGAAGGAUGUGACCGGAGGUGGCGGCGGCGGCGGUCACUCCAUGGAGGACAAUGGCAUCAAACACAGCAGCAGUGGCGGCAUUGGUGGCGCCAGCACCGGGACCGGCGUGGUCAGCAGCGGUUUAGACCUCUCCACCAACAAUUCCACUUCAACUACCUCCUCCUCCAAUCCUGCCAAAGCUUCGCCGCCAAUAUCGCACCACUCCAUCACCAACGGACAGUCCCCUGUCAUAAACCACAGACGAGAGAGGGAGAGGGAACGCGAAAGCUCACUUCACGAAGAAAGCGGAGGAACUCAUCCCCUGUACGGUCAUGGUGUGUGCAAGUGGCCCGGCUGUGAGAACAUGUGUGAGGACUUUGGGCAGUUUUUGAAGCACCUAAACAGUGAACACGCUCUCGAUGACAGAAGCACAGCCCAGUGUAGAGUCCAGAUGCAAGUCGUACAGCAGCUUGAAAUACAACUUUCUAAAGAACGCGAGCGUCUUCAGGCGAUGAUGACCCACUUGCACAUGCGGCCCUCAGAACCCAAGUCAUCUCCCAAACCGCUGAACUUGGUGUCGAGUGUCACCAUGUCAAAGAACCUGCCCUCAGCGUCGCCCCCGAACUUACCUCAGACCCCCACCACGCCCACAGCCCCCAUCACACCCAUAGCUGCCAUGCCCCAGGUGCCGUCAAUGCUGGGAGGAGCCAACGUCCCCAGCAUGGGAGCCAUGCGCAGACGCCACUCAGACAAAUACUCAAUGCCUUUGUCGUCAGAGAUUGCCCCAAACUACGAGUUUUAUAAGAACGCAGAUGUCAGGCCACCAUUUACUUACGCAACCCUCAUAAGACAGGCCAUCAUGGACUCUGCCGACAUGCAGCUAACGCUCAAUGAAAUCUACAGCUGGUUCACGCGCACGUUCGCGUACUUUCGACGCAACGCUGCAACUUGGAAGAACGCCGUUCGCCAUAACCUGAGCCUGCACAAGUGCUUUGUGCGCGUUGAAAACGUAAAGGGGGCAGUGUGGACGGUGGAUGAGGUGGAGUACCAGAAACGCAGGUCGCAGAAGAUCACAGGAAGUCCAUCUCUCGUGAAGAACCUGCCCUCCAGUCUUGGCUAUGGAACGGCAUUAAACGCCAGCUUACAGGCCGCCCUGGCGGAGACCUCCCUGCCUCUGCUGGGGACCCCUGGACUCAUGAGCAGUGCCACAGGCCCAAUGGGAGGUAGCUGCCACGGCCUGCUCGGUGGUGAUCCAUCCGUACCGACUGGCGGGAGCCCGCCCGGACUGUUGGGCGGGAGUCCACCCGGUUUGCUGGGGAUCAGCCCGCCCGGAACGCUGAGUUGUAGCCCCCCUACCAUGUUACACUCUGCUCACGAGGACCUGAACGGCUCGCUCGACCACCUGGACACCAACGGGCACAGCAGCCCCGGGUACUCCCCUCCGGUACACAUGCCAUCUGUUCACGUGAAAGAGGAGCCUCUCAACAUGGAUGACGAUGACUGUCCAAUGUCACUCGUGACGACAGCCAAUCACAGUCCGGAACUUGAUGAUGACCGGGAGCUGGAGGAAGGGAACCUAUCGGAAGACCUGGAGUGACUAGGAUACGGUUUUUGGCCAACGUAUCCCUCCACUCUACCGCACUGUUUCUUUUACACAGACCCGCAAGGCUAGAUACCACUCCACCAGUUCAAGCAACCACAGCUGACUCUCUUUCUCACCACUGGGACUAUUUAUUGAGCAUGUGUCUGGAUAGAGACCAAUCCAAAGGAACUCUCUGUUGUAGACCUUUCGGAUUCCCAAACAUGACAGUCAUGAGAUGUCUGUUUUAAAAAGAAGAAAAAAGCCUCUCUGAGACCUGUUAUAUUUGGGGGUGGCGUGGCCACAUACAGUGAAAGGAUGAUGGACUCAUGGAUUGGGGGGGGGGGGGGGACAUGAGACAAAAAGCAAAUCAUGUUCUGUUAAAGCUAGCAGCCUCCUAUACUGCCAAAAAAGAAGACGUUUUAUGUUUGUGAAUAACCCAACCCACAGUAGUUGUUAAUGUCUAGAGACAAUUGCUGGUUCAAUUCAAGUUGUUGCUCUGUUAUCAUUUGCACAGAAGUAGUCUCGGAAAAUUGUGUCACUGCCUGUAUGUUGCUAGUAUUAUUAAAAUCAGCAAAUAUUUUUUUAAUCUUUUUUGCUUUUUUGCCAUUGUUAAUUUGCAUUAGACUUCACCAACUGUAAAUGCCAUUCCUCGAAUCCCAACUGCAGUACCAAGACUGUUCAGAGAAAAGAAAAACAAGGAAAAAAGAGUCAGCUUCCAGUCUGUUAUGUGUUUGUAAUUAAAAGUCUAAAAUGAAGUGGGGGGGGAAUAACAGUUUGUGUGAAAGCGCCAUUUACAAAACAAAUGCAUUCUGCCUACCUUUCCUCUUGCUCUUCUUACCUCUGUGUUCUAAAGCUUUGUCUACCUGCAAACAGUGACAGGCAACAGCUAGAAACCAAAGCCAACACUAGCAAUGGCCAAUAGCUUACAGGCAGAAGCCACUAAACUCCUCUUUAUGGUCUCGCCUUCUGUGACUUUAAACUAGUUCAAAGAGAAGCUUUUAUUUGUCCACAAACUACCUUGGAAUAACCUCUGGGAUCGUUUCAUUUAGCCCUAUACAAAGAUGACCAGAGCAGAAACGAGUGCUAAUUCUUCAUGUGUAAUUCGGGAACUCAUAACAAUGUCCGCUCCGGUUAUCUUCUGCCAGGCAAAGUGGACCAUGACCAAAAUGUAACAUUUGUGUAUUCAAUAGAAGUGCAAAACCAUCUUGAUGUUGUGAAGAUUAUGUUAAUUUUAUAUUUUUGUUAUCCAUUACACAUCGAAAUUCAUUGUUUUUAUAUUCUAACCUGUUGGAUGUUGUUUUGUUUUAGGUGGGACUGUCCAAAUACUUUCACGUCUUUACUUCUGUGGCGGUUUUUGUUCUGAGCUGCAUCACAAAACUGAAAACACUAUUAACCAAACAUGAAAACUAUCUAGUGAAGCCAAAUAAGUCAUAAUUUCAAGUUAAUAUAAAAUAUUGUGGCUUGGGUACCAUGAAAAAGCAAACAGCGAUAGCCAUUGUGGAAGGGGGAUAUCUAAGGUAACCUUUUCUUGGUAAGAUUUGCUUUAACUUCACCCAAUACGUUGGUUACAUUUUCUAAAGCAUACAGGCUUAUACAAUGUGUAUACAGUGUAUUCUGUAUAGGUGGUCAGCUUUUUACGACACACUUUGUAUUUAAAGAAGAAGAAGUACAUCCAAUCGAUUUCCUCUAAGCCUGCAUCGGGUGCUGGUCAUUUUGCCCCUUCACCAUUUCGUACCUUUGCAGUUUUGGUCAUUUCGUACUCAACUUUUUCGGGUACAAUACAGUGCCGUCUACUGGUGGACAUUUCGAAUUGACCAAACCAAUUAGUAUUCUGUUUGAUAACCAAUGGUUCAAAGGGAUUAUCAUUAAUCUACUCAUAGUCUACUGUAAGGAAGGGAGAUUAUGACUCCAGUAAAUAUUAUCUACCAGCAAGAGGACAUAUUUCAUUUGGGUCAACUGGCAAAAUGCUGACAGAGCCACAAACAUUUAGAAAAAAAUGCAAUACAAAGAUUUUGGAUAAUUUACAACUGAAUCAAAUUACAUGUGAGAUCUGGCCAUAUUUAUGCCAAUUUUAUGUUGAUAACAUAUGGAAAAUACCAAACCAUAACCAAAAAUAUAGUCAUACAGGUACUUGGUAUCGAAAUGGUUUGUUUACAGGUACGAAACGGAAGCAGGAGGGGUUGGAAUGACAAUGUGUAGGUACAAAAUAGGGGUACAAAUUGGCAAAGGGAAGAAUUGAUCCUGAAGUGUUGUUGCUUUAAUGGGCGUUUCUGUUUUCAGUAAACCAAAGUUACACAUAAUUCUGCCUCCUCUUGUACAGGAUAAGCAUUAAAACUCACACUCAUGCCAUGCUCCAGUCUGGCAUACACACAUACAGAGACCAGGUGGUCAGCUUUACUGUUUUCACAACAGAAUGGCUUUUUUAAGGAGCCCCGUUCUGACCAAAGUCUGAACCACACUGUGCUUCCGUUGCAUUGGAGUUGUGAGGCCAGUGCAUAAAACACACUGGUACUGUACAAAAGCACUGCUUGUAUGCAUAUCCUCACGCAUUCACGAGUCAGUGCAGUGUCAAGAGGCUAGGAGUCAGCAAAACGACUUGGGAAAAAAAGACAUUCUUAAUAAUUUUAUCACACCAAAUAAGAAGGGCACUUCGUCUUUGAUUUUAAAGAAAAACAAAAAAGGGUUCUCCCACUUACCCAAAAAAAAGCUUUCUAAAAGCUUCUACCUCUGCACAACAACUUCAAAGCAACUACAACAGAUUGCACGAGUUUCGAGAGCUGUCCCACUUUCCCACACUUGUCUCAUAGGACGUGGCUCAAAACCAACGUUUACAUUCCCUGCGUCAAGAUAUAUGGAAGAGUCGCAUUGUGAUAGGUUGUCUGCAAACAUUUGUAGAAAGAUAAUGUAUAGAUUACCUGUAAGGGGAAUAUUGUGUUUUUAAAAAUGCAUGUCUAAAAAUCAUUUGGUGGACUGGAAACAAAAAGAAAUAUAAUAAAAAUCAUCAGGAUGAUGGCCUACAUGUUAAAAUGCAUAGGAGUGCAUUACCUCAGAGGGAUAAAAACCUGUCAGCCACAGAAUGCGUAUUACCUGUAGAUUUGCAUGGGUUUUGUACAAAUUAAGUUAAAAAAAAAAUGUCUAAAAUAGUUGCUUGCACAUAAUACCAGAAAGACCUCCAGAACUGCGAUCUGCUCCUCCACUAGAUUUAAGGAUUGUCUGGAUUUUCUGGGUUGAUUUUUUUGUCUGUAUUUUGAUAAUUGUGCAUACUUAUGUAAAAAGAAAAAAAAAAUCAUGUCGGUGGUACAAUGAAAUUUACCAGACUUUUUUCUAAGAGGAAAAAAAAGAGAGUUCUGUGUUUCUUUUCUGACUUACCUGAAUUUUUACUGUUUCUCUCUCAUUGCUCGCUAAGAAUAGCAAACCUGCUUUUUCUGCAUCUGCUUUGCGUAGCUGUAAGGCUUUAACCUAAUGUGUGUAUUUAUUGCUUGUACCUCUGUGCAUACUUUAUGAAGCAUUAUGUCUGGCAGUUGAGUCAUGUAUCCUUUCUACUGCUAUCCUUCUCUAAUAAUUGAGAAUAUGAUUCCCCCCUAUGUAUACAGUAAAUUGGGACUGUAGCAAACAUGUUUAUGUAAUUGGUGAUUUUAGUUUUUUAUUCUCUUUUAUUUUAAUCAAGAUUCAACCUUUUUUUGAUACUUCUCAUUCCUGUGUACUGUGUCCAUAUGUUAAAGGUUCUCUGACAUUAGAAGGUCAUGGUUGAGAAUUGUAACAGACAUUAUGUUCUGUAUUCAUGGCAUUUCACUGCUGAAUAAAAUAAAGGACCAAAACUUGGAAUUUGAAAAAGCAA
Molecule: messenger RNA, 7035 nt
Organism: Girardinichthys multiradiatus
Lineage: Eukaryota; Metazoa; Chordata; Actinopteri; Cyprinodontiformes; Goodeidae
Gene: foxp2
Product: forkhead box P2
Exons: 19
Coding region: 918-3212 (764 amino acids)
Biological process (GO): regulation of transcription by RNA polymerase II
Cellular component (GO): nucleus
Molecular function (GO): RNA polymerase II cis-regulatory region sequence-specific DNA binding; DNA-binding transcription repressor activity, RNA polymerase II-specific
Source: RefSeq, a predicted model, not a curated record